Messenger RNA from Melitaea cinxia (Glanville fritillary), 1263 nucleotides. RefSeq lists its product as uncharacterized. Lineage: Eukaryota; Metazoa; Arthropoda; Insecta; Lepidoptera; Nymphalidae. Gene Ontology annotation, biological process: DNA integration. Gene Ontology annotation, molecular function: nucleic acid binding. Bases 1 to 1263 code for a protein of 420 amino acids. The transcript has a single exon. The record is from RefSeq and is a predicted model, not a curated record.
AUGAGCUUACGACGUCUUACGCCAUUUCUGGAUAGUGACGGAUAUUUACGCGUGGGAGGACGCAUUGACAAAUCUCUUUUACCAUUUAAUUCUAAACAUCAAUUGAUUUUACCUAAACGACAUCCCUUAACGGAUCUUAUAAUCGAUGACGCUCACCUGGUCAAUUUACACGCGGGAUCUCAAUUAGUGCGUAACUCACUUUUACAGCGAUAUUGGAUUUUGUCGAGUCGCGAUAUCGUGCGCCAGCGCAUACAUCGCUGCGUACGGUGCUUCCGCGCGCGCCCCGUGCGUAUGCAACCGCGUAUGGGACAGAUCCCUGAAUCUAGACUACGUCCAACUCGUGCCUUUAAAAAGACGUCUGUAGAUUUUGCGGGUCCUUUUUACGUUCGUGCUAAUAAAGUUAGGAAUGCUAAAGUAAUAAAGUGUUACGUUGCAGUUUUUGUAUGUAUGGCGGUAAAGGCCGUACAUCUUGAGCUCGUAUCCGAGUUGUCUGCAGAAGCCUUUCUGGCCGCCCUACGACGCUUUACGUCUCGGCGUGGCUAUUGUACAGACAUUUAUUCAGAUUGUGGAAGGAAUUUUGUCGGUUGUAAUAAUUAUUUAAGGGAUUUAUACGCGUUUUUACGUAGCGAUCCAGUUCUAAAUAUUUUAAAUAAACAAACUUUGAAGCAGGGCCUUACGUGGCAUUUUCAACCUCCUUACGCUAGUCAUUUCGGCGGCUUGUUUGAAGCCUCCGUAAAGAGCUUUAAACAUCAUCUUCACCGCGUGGUAGGGACACGAAUUCAAACGUACGAUGAGAUGCACACACUAACGUGUCAGAUAGAAGCUGUUUUAAAUUCACGACCUCUUUGCGUAUUGAGCUCGGAUGCUUCGGAUCCUCUCCCAUUGACCCCAGCGCACUUCCUGGUAGGAGAACCCUUGACGGCGGUCCCUGAUGUCUCCUUGGUAGACGAAAAUCCUAAUCGCCUAACUCGUUGGCGCUGGAUUCAACAGUCGGUUCAACAUUUUUGGAAACGUUGGAGUAAGGAGUAUCUUCACGAACUCCAACAGACUAAUAAAUGGUUCCAAGACCGCGGCUCCACUCUCCGUGAGGGCACUGUUGUUGUGGUAUGUGACGAGAAUCUUCCACCUCUCCAAUGGAAGCUCGCACGUAUUCACGCGCUUCAUCCCGGCUCUGAUCAGGUCGUACGAGUCGUAACACUAAGAAUGGGCAGUACGCUUUUCAAACGUCCUGUUGUCAAGAUUUGUCCUCUACCAUUACAAUAG